Solanum stenotomum is the source of this 462-nucleotide messenger RNA. RefSeq lists its product as uncharacterized. The record is from RefSeq and is a predicted model, not a curated record. The coding region runs from base 1 to 462 and encodes 153 amino acids. NCBI's taxonomy places the organism in Eukaryota, Viridiplantae, Streptophyta, Magnoliopsida, Solanales, Solanaceae. The transcript has a single exon. Gene Ontology annotation, molecular function: nucleic acid binding; RNA-DNA hybrid ribonuclease activity.
AUGUUCUUUGAUGGAGCAGUAAACUCUAUAGGAUCAGGAAUUGGAGCAGUGUUGAUAUCUGAAUCGGGGCAACAUUAUCCAGCAACAACAAAGCUUAGAUUCCGAUGCACUAAUAACAUGGCUGAGUAUGAAGCAUGUAUUCUUGGCAUUAGAAUGGCUCUUGACAUGAAUGUUCAAGCAUUACUGAUAAUUGGUGAUUCAGACUUGUUGAUUCAUCAAGUUCAAGGAGAAUGGGCGGUGAAGAAUCUUAAAAUCUUACCAUACGUACAAUUAGUAAAGAGAUUAUGCAAAAGAUUUAGGAAGACUGAGUUCAAACACACACCGAAAAUACAGAACGAGCUUGCUGACGCCCUUGCAACCAUAUCGUCCAUGAUACAACAUCCAGAAAAGAGUUAUAUCGAUCCAAUUGAGAUAGUUUUAAAAGAACAACCAGCACAUUGUUCACAUGUGGAAGCAGAAUAG